UCUUCGCCUAAAGAGCGGAAUGUGGAACUCGCUCACAAUGGAAGGGGUCGAUGUGAAUCGUGUUGUUCUCUUGCAAGAAAAAUCUGGUUGAACAAAUGAAGGGUGUUAGGGAGCAAUGGGGCAGAACUAAUGGUCGGCGGAUUGGUCUAUUUCUGCGCUGGAAAUUCGAGAAGAGCAAGCGAGCAAAGCUAACCAGUAGGAAGUAGUGGAUUAUUCAGGUUGAAGAGCGCUCGAACUCAGUGAAUAACUGACUCCGGAGCCUUCUGAAGCUACCAAAUGCUCCAAUAUACGCGGUUACCUGCCAACGUCCGAAUUAACGACUCCACAACCCCUGGCCGCUCCCGGGACCGGGCGGAAGGUGUAAAGGGACGGACCGGAAGGGGACAACUCUGGUUUCCGUCUGAUUCCGAACAGCGGCAUCAGGAGCAACAUGGGGAGAAAGUCAUCCAAAGCCAAGGAGAAGAAGCAAAGAAGACUAGAGGAGAGAGCAGCAAUGGAUGCUGUCUGUGCAAAAGUGGAAACGGCAAACAAGAUUGAUGAUCCAUUAGCAUCUUUUCCUGCCUUCAAAAAAUAUGACAGAAAUGGAAUGAACAUAGUGAUAGAGUGCAAAAGAGUAACAGACUUGGACCCCAGCACUGUGGACUGGGCAGUGGAACUGACCAAGACCAACAUGCAGACCAUGUACGAGCAAAGUGAGUGGGGCUGGAAGGAUCGAGAGAAAAAGGAGGAGAUGACAGAUGAACGAGCGUGGUACCUGGUUGCACGGGAAGGAGACAGUGCGGUGCCCACAGCUUUCUCACAUUUCCGAUUUGAUGUGGAGUGUGGGGAGGAAGUACUGUACUGUUAUGAGGUUCAGCUGGAGAGUCGGGUGAGGAGGAAAGGGCUGGGCAAAUUCUUAAUGCAGAUUCUACAGCUUUUAGCAAACAGUACACAGAUGAAGAAAGUGAUGUUAACAGUAUUUAAGCACAACCAUGGAGCAUAUCAGUUCUUCAAAGAGGCAAUGCAGUUCGAUAUUGACGAGUCAUCUCCCAGCGUCUCCGGGUGCUGUGGAGAUGACUGCUCCUACGAGAUACUGAGCCGGAGAACCAAAUAUGGGGAGCACCCACAUCCACAUGGCAGUCCAUACUGUGGAGGAUGCUGUCAUUGAAGGAUCAACAGUGAGCCCCCACCCCUCCAAAAUUUCCCUUCCAAACAGAUUCAUAAUGCCUAUGAAAUGGAAACUGAGUGAGUGUUCAGUGUACAAGCUAUCACAGUCUUAAAUUGUUGGAGAAAACUUUGCUUGAAAGGUUUCUUUUCCAAACACACGUACUGUGAAUAACACCCAGGCUCACAUUGCCAGCCCCUGCAACUCCAUAGCUGGCCAUUUGGAGCCAAAUCACCUUGCUAUUUACUGGCCAAAUGACAGCUCCUCCUUUUUGAAUAGUAAAAGGGCUGCUCCUAUGAUGCUGCUUGGCCUGCUGUGUUCCAGCUGUACCUUGUUGUCUCAAAAGGGCUGUUUCCAACUUUUUCUUUUAAGAAACAACUUUUUUUGCAUAUUAAAAAAAAAUUGAGUCUGAGCAGAAUAUUGAACAGAAAAAUAAUGGAAUUGUGGACUUUUCUAAAGUUCAGUUUUUGAAUAAACUACAUUUCAGCAAAUUUGAGGACAUACCGUACAUUAUGUCAGUAAUAUAUUUAAUAAAACAGCAUUCUUUGAAUACUUACCAUUUUUAAUUCCCUGUACACACUUGUAGGAACUACCUAUGUAAACCUGUCACGAGGUAGUAACACCCUGCUGUCACUGGAGGUGACAUGUAUUGGAAGUAACAGCAGAAAUGUGGCAUUUAAAAUAGAGUCUAAUCUUCAGUUGGUCCAGUUAUCCCUUAUUCUCUUCACCUGAAGUCUGCAAUAGCUCCCCAUCAUCCGAUUCCUAGAUUAUGACACAAAUAGGAAUGAAUAUGUCCUUCUAGUUUUGUAUCCAGGUUCAGUACUUCUGGCACCAAAUUACAGAUUAAAUUACCAGGGACUCUGAUGAUUGUGUGUGGCCAACAAAAAGAUUUGAGUACUGCAGAUGGGUCGAAUGACUAUCUCCCACAUUUGUUCAAUCGGCUAGUGCACAUGAACCUGGAUAUCUUUUUGAAGUAUCAUUGAGCUUUUGUGUCUUUGACAUAGAGAACCAGAGACUGAGAUCCAAACGACAAUUGUCCUUACUUUGCAAGCUUUCCACUGAUUAUCUCUUCGUUUUUGAAUCCUGUUUAACUGAACUUUGCAUAUAAGGAGUUGGUCCUUGAUAUAGGACACAUCCAGACUUAAAUUAUUUGUACCAUGGGGUUGUGGGCCUUGUUUCUUUUAAAAAUAUAAUUAUUGAAUAAAUUUUUUUAACUGUU
This is a messenger RNA of Stegostoma tigrinum, 2363 nucleotides long. It is a transcript of the gene naa40, whose product is annotated as N-alpha-acetyltransferase 40, NatD catalytic subunit. Gene Ontology annotation, cellular component: nucleus. The transcript is spliced from 8 exons. NCBI's taxonomy places the organism in Eukaryota, Metazoa, Chordata, Chondrichthyes, Orectolobiformes, Stegostomatidae. The coding region runs from base 431 to 1147 and encodes 238 amino acids. The record is from RefSeq and is a predicted model, not a curated record. Gene Ontology annotation, molecular function: histone H2A acetyltransferase activity; histone H4 acetyltransferase activity; protein N-terminal-serine acetyltransferase activity.